AACCAGGUGCCCGUAGACGCGACUACCGAAUGUCUGGCUGCCAUGGCGCAUAUUUGCCGCGGCCUUCUUGCCAAACCGGAGCUGCGUUCGCGCGUAACUCGAGAAGACACUUUGAUGCUGUGUCUGCGUGUCAUGACUGGUGUCAUCAUUCUUUACGACCACAUUGACCCAAACGGCGUUUUUCGGAAGGCAUCGAAAAUGGAUGUCAAAAGCUGCAUUCGACUUCUGCGAGAUCAGAAUCCUGAAACUGUCGAGUGUCUUCUCAAUGCUAUUCGGUAA
Molecule: messenger RNA, 279 nt
Organism: Protopolystoma xenopodis
Lineage: Eukaryota; Metazoa; Platyhelminthes; Monogenea; Polystomatidea; Polystomatidae
Source: the annotation of a GenBank genome assembly